UGCCUACUACAAGGGUAUUAUUGAUAUUUGGUGCUGAAUGUCUGUAUCAGAUCCCAACUGUGUGUUUCCAAUUUCUUACAUAAUAAGACAGUGAUUAUAUUGAAGUUUUCAUCAAGAUUCUUAGUUCAUUAUUGUUCCUAUAGAGCUGAGAGUCCCUUUUAGUGUUGCAGAUCUUUAAGUUGAACUAAGUUUUCAAAGCAAAUCUACGACCAGAAAUGGAGUCUAUGAGGUUAUCUACAAUUGGAUCUCGUGGUGGCUUGCCAUUCUUGCUCCUGUUGGUGCUUUCUUGCUCCACAUUCACUUCUACAGAAGCCUAUGAUGCACUUGAUCCAACUGGCAAUAUAACAAUUAAAUGGGAUGUCAUUAGCUGGACUCCAGAUGGCUAUGUUGCUACUGUUACAAUGUACAACUUUCAACAGUAUCGUCAUAUUCAGGCCCCUGGAUGGUCAUUAGGGUGGACAUGGGCUAAAAAGGAAGUAAUUUGGAACAUGAUGGGAGGCCAAACUACAGAGCAAGGAGAUUGUUCGAAGUUCAAAGCCGGCAUACCACAUUGUUGUAAAAAGGAUCCAACAGUAGUGGAUUUAUUGCCAGGAACUCCUUACAACCAGCAGGUUGCAAAUUGUUGCAAAGGUGGAGUCUUAAAUUCUUGGGCUCAGGAUCCAGGCAAUGCAGUGAGUUCUUUUCAGAUUAGUGUUGGCUCUGCCGGAACAACUAACAAAACGGUCAAAUUGCCCAAAAAUUUCACCCUCAAAGCACCAGGACCUGGCUAUACUUGUGGCCCUGCAAAAAAUGUGAGACCGACUAAAUAUAUUACCAGCGACAAGAGGAGAAUCACCCAAGCCUUGAUGACCUGGAAUGUUACAUGCACAUAUUCUCAAUUCCUGGCUCAAAAGACACCAAGUUGUUGUGUUUCCCUCUCAUCCUUCUAUAAUGACUCUAUUGUAAACUGCCCAACCUGCACGUGUGGCUGCAAAAACAAAACAGAUCCUGGAAGCUGUGUUAAUCCAGACUCCCCACAUUUGUCUUCUGUUGUAUCAUCAUCAUCAAGCAAAGAUAUAAAUACACCUCUAGUCCAGUGUACCAGUCACAUGUGUCCUAUUCGAGUGCAUUGGCACGUGAAGCUUAAUUAUAAAGAGUACUGGAGGGUCAAGAUCACUAUUACAAAUUUCAACUACAGAAUGAACUACUCACAAUGGAACCUUGUUGUGCAGCACCCCAAUUUUGAUAAUCUUACCGAGAUUUUCAGCUUUCAAUACAAGUCACUAACACCCUAUGAGGGCUUAAAUGAUACCGGUAUGCUGUGGGGAACGAAGUUCUACAAUGAUUUUCUUUCUUCAGCUUCUGAAAAAAAUCUUGGUAAUGUGCAGUCAGAAAUCUUAUUUAGGAAGGACAAAUCAACCUUCACUUUUGAUAAGGGAUGGGCCUUCCCAAGAAGGAUUUAUUUCAACGGCGAUAACUGUGUUAUGCCUCCACCAGAUGCCUAUCCUUGGCAACCAAAUGCAAGUUCGAAACUAGCUUUCUCUCUACUAUGUACAGUCAUGGCCACUUUGGCAUAUUUGGUAAUCUUAUUAAACUAAACAUAGAUAAUUAUCUAUGUUGAGACAUAAAGAUACCUUCUUCUCUUUUGGAAUAUUGUAUACUUCUUUUCUGCACCAGAUUCUCAAAGCUGAAGUGAACUCCAUUGUAAAAAAUGCCUAGGAACUACCCUGGAGCAAUAAAAAGUGACAGCUGCAUGAUUGGUUACCACAAGAAUUGUCUCCUAUUGGCUUUGAUUUACUUUGGGGGUUGAUUUUUACCUCCCAUAAUUUAUUUGUAGCUUUUGUGCUGUAUAAUUAUUUAAAGUUAUUUGCCUGGAUGAUUAUUAUUUUCUCCAAUUAUAGAAUAUCCAAUUUAGUUUUCA
Lotus japonicus is the source of this 1900-nucleotide messenger RNA. RefSeq names its product protein COBRA-like. Gene Ontology annotation, cellular component: plasma membrane. NCBI's taxonomy places the organism in Eukaryota, Viridiplantae, Streptophyta, Magnoliopsida, Fabales, Fabaceae. The record is from RefSeq and is a predicted model, not a curated record. Bases 216 to 1577 code for a protein of 453 amino acids. Gene Ontology annotation, biological process: plant-type cell wall cellulose biosynthetic process; cellulose microfibril organization. The transcript has 6 exons.